CGCCCAGUUGUUGGGUUUCCGCGGCGGAGGAGAAGAUGGCGGCGGCCAUGGUGUUGGCCGCGGGGCUGCGCGUGGCGCACAGGGUUGUGGCGGUCGCGGGGCCGCGGGGGGCGCAGGUCCGUGGAGCUGCAGGUGUGAAUGAUGGGAAUGAAGUGGCCAAGGCCCAGCAGGCAGCUCCUGGGGGAACGGCCCCAACCAUCUUCUCCAAGAUCCUGGACCGCAGCCUCCCAGCUGAUAUUCUAUAUGAGGACCAGCAGUGUCUAGUAUUCCGUGAUGUAGCCCCUCAGGCUCCUGUGCACUUCCUGGUCAUUCCCAAGAAGCCCAUUCCUCGGAUUAGCCAAGCUGAAGAAGAAGACCAGCAGCUUCUAGGACACCUUCUCCUUGUGGCCAAGAAGACAGCAAAGGCUGAGGGUCUGGGAGAUGGAUACCGACUUGUGAUCAACGAUGGGAAGCUGGGAGCACAAUCUGUGUAUCACCUGCACAUUCAUGUACUUGGGGGCCGACAGCUCAAGUGGCCUCCAGGUUGAACCUACCAACUGGCUAAGGACUCCAGACCUGGACGCUUGGAUGGGGUAGGGGGAAAGGGACCGUGUAACGCUAAUAAACUUGCUCUCCCUCAA
Messenger RNA from Artibeus jamaicensis (Jamaican fruit-eating bat), 620 nucleotides. It is a transcript of the gene HINT2, whose product is annotated as histidine triad nucleotide binding protein 2. Gene Ontology annotation, cellular component: mitochondrion; cytoplasm. The coding region runs from base 36 to 527 and encodes 163 amino acids. Gene Ontology annotation, molecular function: hydrolase activity. NCBI's taxonomy places the organism in Eukaryota, Metazoa, Chordata, Mammalia, Chiroptera, Phyllostomidae. The transcript is spliced from 5 exons. The record is from RefSeq and is a predicted model, not a curated record.